This is a messenger RNA of Colletotrichum truncatum, 2952 nucleotides long. Its product is annotated as tuberous sclerosis 1. Gene Ontology annotation, biological process: negative regulation of TOR signaling; regulation of cell cycle. Gene Ontology annotation, cellular component: TSC1-TSC2 complex. NCBI's taxonomy places the organism in Eukaryota, Fungi, Ascomycota, Sordariomycetes, Glomerellales, Glomerellaceae. The record is from RefSeq and is a predicted model, not a curated record.
AUGGCGUCGUCAGCGUCACUCAAGGACCUGUCCAAAGCCUUGACCUCUUUUCUCUCCGCUUCACCCUCCCUGCCGCUCCCCGAUGACGUCGCCGAGGUUAUCUACGCCUAUCUCAACAAGCACGAGAAGUACGACGACUCGAGUUCCGAAAGGCUGCAAGAUGAACUCCUCAGCAUCUACGACAAGCACGUCAGGGGUGCGCCGUCCAAAUAUGCCGUUUUCAUGAACAUCUUUCGCCUUUUGGUGCCUGUGAUUCGUUUACCAGCCCGCCUUUUCAAAUGGUGGGAUGUUCUAAAUGAUACGGUCCUAGAACACUUCACUCGGGAGAAGGGCCUGAUGGAGGAGUCUCAUAAAGCCACGGUUGAGGUUUUGAUGCUGGGAGUACCCGAGAACGAUGAUUCGACCGCCGAACCCGUCGUGAACCCGUUUGCUAAACGACUGUUAUCGACAUGGUUGAAGAAAUAUUACAAAACGCAAGCCGAAGGCGAUUUGGCUGGAAAGUCCAGCGAGCGAGCAAUUCGCCAGGCUCUCGUCACUUACGGCAAGAAGCGGCCCAAGGAUUUCCUUUUCACCUUGGAUAAGUUCUUCGUUCGUAGCGAAUAUCGAGCAAGAGCCGCCAAGCUCCUUGGUGAGUUUGUGCAGAGCCAACCACCACAUUUGCACCAGAUAUUACAGACCCCAUUAUUCAACAACCUGUUGCGAAGCCUGCAGCAGGAUACCUCGACCACAGUCAUAUCUGUGGCUAUCACCGCUCUGAUCAUGAUAUUGCCACAUAUGCCCAGUUCUCUGGUGCCACACCUUCCAAACCUGUUCAACAUCUAUGCACGUUUGCUGUUUUGGGGCAGUGAAAGGACUGGGCCCAUAGAAGCUACAUCAGAUGAAAGCGAGCAGAAGAGUCUGGCGUCGCCCUCCGGAUGGGAAACAUGCACUUUCUCACACGAGACAGACAACGUUGACUUACCUCACCUCGCCAACUACUUUACUAUCCUCUAUGGAUUAUAUCCCAUUAACUUCAUGGACUACAUCAGAAAGCCGCAGCGCUAUCUCAGACAUGCGAACGCGACCAACCCAGACGAGGUCGAAGUCCAGCCGACCGAGAUACGUCACAAGUCCGAGCGAUUUCGGCAAAGCCAUCUUUUGCAUCCUAACUUUUACACACUUACAAUCGAGUCUGAGAAGACUGAUUUUGGGCGCUGGAUGACGAGCGAGCCGGCAGAGGUUGUGGCUGAGUGUAUGGCUUUGCGCUUCUCCGCGGACUCUUUCGCUGUGGUGAACCCCGACGUGGUUGAGACUGUAGAGGGCGAAAGCUUACUUCUCAGUGAAGAACCAGACCACGAUGGUCUAGGGCCUGCUUUGCUUAGCGAUGCUGCGCCUGAGCCUAGAGCCGAGAGCUGGAGGGUUGCACAGCAUCCGGAAGAAGCCUCAAGAGACAGCAGUCGGGUUCAUUCGGUAUCCCAACGUCAAGCCUCGCUGUCAAGUCACCCUUCCAAUAGAAAUUCUUUGGAAGCUCUGCAGACAGACGUGCUCGGCGACAGCCCAACACUACCGCCACAACUUGUCUCGUCAUCCUCACACACACACUUGCAGGACAUGAUUCACUCAAACAAGGUCAUCAAGUCUGGUUUACAUCAGUCAUUAGCAAAUGACAGUGUUCCGUCACUCGCGCUAAGCCACCCGGACUCCGCGGCGGAGAAGUCAUCUAGCCAAGCGCCUCCUCCAGGACCAGCAACCACCGCGCCAUCGUCUGCAACUGAUGUACAAACCCAGAUUGCGCAUCUUCAGCGACAGAUCCUUCUCUUGCAUAACGAUUUGCAUUUUGAGAGAUAUUUGAAGCAGCAGCACAUGGCGCACAUUGGAGAGCUACGGCGACGGCAGGUUCGCGAAGCGGCAAGUGAAGCAGAGACGCAAAAUCUUAUUUUGAAUAACCGCACCUUGAAGAAACGUUUGGAGGAAUCGAAAAAAGCGGAGACGCAGAUAAGAAAGGAGUCCGAGAAGAGUCGGACAUUGGCCAAGAAAUGGGAGUUCGAUUUAUCCGCGAAAUUGAGAACAUUGCGAGAAGAGUCGAGGAAGAUGAAGGCCGAGAUUCAGUCUUUACAACAAGAGCUGCAAGCCGCAAGGGAGGAGUGCGAAAAGUUGAAAAAGCUGGUUUGCGACGCAGAGGUCAAGGAGCUGAAUUCGACGCAAAACAUGCAGUCCAUCGAAAUCGACGCUGCUGACAUUGAUCGUCUAAAGGCCGAAGUAGAGCGACUGUCGAUCUCCGAAAGGAACCUACAGGCAAAGGAGGCAGAAAGACAGGCGGCUCUUACCUCUGCGUCUCAGGCCGAGAAUAAGGCAACAAUGCUAGACGUGAAACUCAAGGCACGCGAGGAAGAGUUGCAGAAGACGAAGAAGUUAUUUCAAACGCAGAUUGGAGUAUUAAAUGCAAAGCUUCUGGAGGCGCACGAGGGAAUGCACAACCGACGGGCCGCUGAAACUAAGGCCGCGGUAGAGAGCGUGUUGGCAGCGAGUCGGGCAAAGCAAGCAGAGCUGCAGAAGCAGUACACGGCCCUGUUGCGGAAGUACACGGUGCUGCAGUCACAGAUGGAGGAAAGCAAGUUCACUGUUGGGUCGUCGAAUUCCCACAACCGCGGUGAUCUUCCUUUCCGCAUGGAUGUGGAUGGGGCGGAGUCGAUGCAUUCAACCAGCCCCGUUACGAUGAGAGGCAGUCGCUCAGGACUCCAUAGGGUCUUGUCGGACAACUUCCUUCCGUCAUCGUAUAACAACACACCGCCCAUAAUGACGCACCCGUCGACCCCGGUUCCUCCGAGCUCUCAAAUUGCUCCAGCACCGUCUAGCCCACCAGAGGGAGACGACACUGCCAGCCCUAGCACAACAGACCCACGAUACUUCGGCAGAGGUGAGUCUGGAGGAUCCCGGCUUCGGCUCAAAGAUGGAUUUUGGAGGAUCAACUAA